This is a messenger RNA of Penicillium daleae, 2355 nucleotides long. RefSeq lists its product as uncharacterized. Bases 1 to 2355 code for a protein of 784 amino acids. The transcript is spliced from 20 exons. Gene Ontology annotation, molecular function: oligopeptide transmembrane transporter activity. Gene Ontology annotation, biological process: transmembrane transport. Lineage: Eukaryota; Fungi; Ascomycota; Eurotiomycetes; Eurotiales; Aspergillaceae. The record is from RefSeq and is a predicted model, not a curated record.
AUGUCCUCGAACAGUGAUAAGCGCCCUAUUGAUGAAAUACAGGAUCUACAUAAUAUUGAACUUUCUCACCAAUGGGAUCCGAACUUACCCCAGGAGAAGCUCGAUGAAAUCCACGAGGCCGUGAAGACAGGUGAUCACGAAAAAGCUGCCGAGAUAGACAAGUCAUUUGUGCAAGACUCUCAAUAUGAAUCAGUGCGAGCAGCGGUUCGAAAUACUGAUGGUGAAGAGCCCGCCAAUACGGUGCGCGCAUGGAUACUUGGAAUGUUCUUCACGACUGUUGGAAGUGGAUUGAACAUGUUCUUGAGUAUGAGGAGCCCUGCGAUCUCGUUUCCUGCCAUAGUAGUGCAAUUGCUCGUCUAUCCGAUAGGCUGUUUAUGGGCCAAGUAUAUGCCUACCAGAACAUUCAACACCUUUGGAGUGGAGUGGACUUUGAAUACGGGCCCUUUCAACAUCAAGGAGCACACAGUUGUUACAAUUAUGGCAAAUGUGUCAAUUGGCUAUGCAUAUUGCACAGAUGCACUUCUUGCAUUGAAGGCAAAACCGUUGUAUAAUCUCGACAUUGGCUGGGGCUUUCAGCUUCUGUUUGCUAUAAGCAGUCAGGUUAUCGGGGUUUCCCUUGCUGGAAUUUUCCGUCGAUUCCUCGUGUGGCCCGCUGCUAUGAUAUGGCCCGGACAAUUCGCAAACACGACACUCUUCUACGCUCUCCACGAUAAGAGUGGAUCUGAUCCCUCGACGACGGAUGGCUGGACGAUCUCCCGGUACCGAUACUUUAUGUAUGUCAUGAUUGGGGCGUUUAUUUGGUACUGGAUACCUGGUGUCAUCUGGCAAGGACUUUCUGUUUUCGCAUUUAUCACCUGGAUCAAACCAAACAAUGUCGUCCUUAACCAGCUCUUUGGAGGGUUCACCGGAUUGUCGUUGAUUCCUAUCACAUUCGAUUGGACCUACGUUUCCGCCUAUCUGCUUGAUCCUCUACUCUCGCCUGUGCAUGCAAUCAUGAAUACAUUCAUUGGGCUGGUCGUUUUUGUAUUGAUUACAACAAUUGGCAUUGCAUAUACUGGAGCCUUUUACUCAGAGUAUCUCCCUAUCAAUACUUCGUCGACCUAUGACAACACACAGAAUCCGUAUAAUGUGAGCAAGAUACUCGGCCCGGGCUUCACAUUUGAUGAGGAAGCGUACAAGGCCUACUCGCCUAUGUUUCUUGCUCCGACCUUUGCCAUAAAUUACGGACUAUCGUUUGCGGCUUUGACAGCCGCCCUUGUCCACAUCAUUCUGUUUCAUCGGAAGGAGAUCUGGCAUCGAUUCAGAGCUGCUCAAAAUCAAGAGCCGGACAUUCACUUGACUUUGAUGAAGAAAUAUAAGGAGGUGCCGGAGUGGUGGUACGCUCUCCUCUUCCUGGCUUCCGUCGCCUUGGGCUUGGCUGGCAUUCUCGCAUAUGAUUCACAACUUCCAUGGUGGGGAUUCUUCGUGUCAGUCAUUGUUGCUGCAGUAUUCAUUAUCCCUACCUGCAUGAUUCUCGGAAUUACCAACAUCCAAUUGUCCCUUAAUGUCCUGUCACCUUUCUUGGCUGGCUUCAUGAUCCCCGGAAAGCCAAUUGGAGUCAUGGUCUUCAAAGUUUUUAGUACUAUCACAUUGGGACAAGCUCAAUACUUCUGCCAGGAUCUAAAGGUCAGCCUUAGGAUUGGCCAUUAUAUGAAGAUCCCACCCCGUGUUACCUUUAUGUGCCAAAUUGUUGCGAUAGUUUGGGCUUGUUUCGUCCAGAUUGCAGUUAUGAACUGGACAUUGGGCAACAUCGAGAAUGUUUGCACGACCACCCAAACUGCUCACUUUACUUGCCCCAACGGAAAGGCAUUCUUCUCUUCCAGCAUUGUGUGGGGUGUAAUCGGCCCCAAUCGCAUGUUCGGACCCGACGGCAUUUAUAAACCAAUCCAGUAUUUCUGGUUGCUCGGAGCUCUCCUACCUGUGGCAUUUUACAUCUUGAUGCGGCUUUUCCCACGCUCCAAGGCCCGAUUCCUCAAUGCGCCAGUGAUGCUCGGUGCUAUGUCCUGGCUACCUCCGAGCAGUGCCACACCUUUGAGCUAUUCAUCUUGGGUUAUGUUCGGGCUCAUCUUCAAUUACUGGAUCCACCGUCGCUGGGGAGGUUGGUGGAGAAAUUAUAACUACCUUACAGCCGCAGGACUUGACACAGGUUUGAUCUUAUCAACAAUCGUCAUCUUCUUCGCCAUCACAUUCCCCGGUGUUUCUGCGCCAAACUGGUGGGGAAAUACUGCUCCCUUCGAGACUAUGGACUCCCUCUAUACUGCGAUUCGAAAGACAGUCGCGGAAGGAAAGAUCUUCGGGCCAUCCACUUGGUCAUAA